Molecule: messenger RNA, 1794 nt
Organism: Humulus lupulus (European hop)
Lineage: Eukaryota; Viridiplantae; Streptophyta; Magnoliopsida; Rosales; Cannabaceae
Exons: 3
Coding region: 1-1794 (597 amino acids)
Cellular component (GO): plasma membrane
Molecular function (GO): protein phosphatase regulator activity; protein phosphatase 1 binding
Source: RefSeq, a predicted model, not a curated record
AUGGAGAGCAAUUCUACUGCAGUUUCUAAAGAUGAGAAGGGCACAAGCUACAUCUUAGAGCUUCACAAUGCGGUAAAGUCCGGAGACAAAGACAAGAUAGUCGAGCUCUUAAGCUCAAAUCGUUCAAUAGCGUUCGAGACCAAUAAACAUGGUGAUACGCCACUGCAUGUUGCUGCAAGGUUAGGGAAUUUUGAAGCGGUAAAACUCCUUGUACAUCAAAAGUACUGCGGAGAAAGAAAAAGCCAAGACUUAUUAGUCGACUGUGAAACUGGAGAGGUGAAAGACAUAUUAAAAUGGACAAAUAACGAGAAAUGCACGGCGUUCCAUGAAGCUGUGAAGAGGGGUUACUCGGAAAUUAUUACAUUUUUAAUUGGAAAAGAUUCAAGUUUAGUAUAUUUGACUACUAAAGAUGGAGAAUCACCGCUGUUCUUGGCUAUCGAUAGAGCGCUUUAUGGAAUUGCCGAUUGCAUUUUGCGUGUAGUUGAUUAUGAGAAAGGGCUGUCUCAGAAUAUUGUUAGUUGGUCAGGGAGGAAUGGUUUGACUGUUAUGCAUGCAGCUGUAAUCCGUAGUCAUGGUCGCUACGUUGAGAAGCUGUUAGAAAAAUAUGAUGGCGAUCUUUUAGAAAUGAAAGAUGUUCAUGGAUGGACUCCUCUUCACUAUGCGGCACACUUUGGCGAUGUGGAAGUGGUGAAAAGGUUUUUGCAGAAAAAAGCAACCCUUGCUUUGAUUCAAGACAAUGAAGGCAUGUCCCCUCUUCAUAUUUCAGCAAGGAAUGGUUCUUUUGGAGUAGUAAAAUCAUUAAUAGCUGAAUCCGGAAAAUAUUCGUACAACAUUUGUGAGUUAUUGGACAACAACGACCGAACGACUCUACAUGUUGCUGUGGAGAGUAGAAAUAUAUCCUUGGUAAUCAGAAUGCUACAUUUCAAGGAGUUUAAUGAUAUUUUACAUUGGAAAGACAAAGAUGGAAAUACUUGCUUCCAUCUCGCUGUGUUAACUCGAAGUGGAAUAAUGACAUCAGCAUUUUUAUUUUCUCUUCGAGUACUUGACCAAGUCGCUAUCUUAAAUAGGAGUGGAACAAUGACAUCAUCAUUUUUAUUAUCUCGUCGAGUACUUGACAAAUUCGCUCUUAAUAGUAAGGGAAUGACGGCCACUGAUAUUGUGCGAGAUGAAAACUUCAACCGGAUGAUGGAUUUGACUAAAUUAGUGCUCAUGAUAAAACAAGGUGGCUGUCUACCGAGUUUGGAAAGUGUUCAUGCAAAAAAAUCAUCCAAAGAGAAACUUGUAUUUGAACUUGAACAGGGCCACGAUGACAACAAGCAACAUAUUGGUCGGAAGGUACCUUUCAUCAGUGACAUAGCGAACGUCAACUUAAUUGUGGCGACAAUCGUGGCAAGCAUCACAUUCGCCUCCGUCAUCCAAGUUCCCGGCGGAUACAACGAUCAUGGCAUAGCCAACUUAAAUGGCAAUUCUUCGUUCAAACUUUUCUCGGUCUUUAACUCACUGGCUUUCGGUUUCUCAGCUGCUUCAAUCUUCAUCUCCUUUCUGUCGGUUCUCCACUACCAUAUUGGCAUGGCCAUCGAAAGGCUGUCGUAUCGACCAAUUUUCUUGGGCUUGGCCAUUUUGCUAACCCAAGCCUCCCUUGGUUCGUCGGUAAUAGCUUAUAUCAUGUCUACAAAAGCAACACUGUUGGACACCACAAGUUCUCCCUGGAAAUUUGCUUGCUCUGCCUUCGUCGUACCUGUGGCCUGCACUUUAGUACACUUAUAUAUUUCAUAUGCGUGGAAAUUAAUUUAA